GUCCGUUUGGUUGUUUUUAGUUCUUUGUUUGGCCUGGUUGGUUUGCCCGGAGCCCAUGAGGGGAUAAGCCUGCAGCCGCCCGCCAGCAGAGCUGACUGGCGGCCACCACAGCCACGAGGGUUCCUGGUCCCCAGCGCCACAAGAAGGCCAGCCCACCAGCCCAGCCACCCCACCACAGCCCCUGGAACAGCCCAAGCCGGUGACGCCCCCACCAGCCAGCAGAGCACACCUGCCCUGGGUCAAGCUAAUUAGACCUGGCCAAUUGGAUAAUUGGUUAAGAAUUAGAUAAUUGGCCAGGCUAAUUGGGCCCAGGAACAGGAGUGGCUGCAUCUGUGCGUAGUGAGGUAAUCACUGCGCACAGGUUAAAUCUGCCAUCCCCACUCACACGGGGAGCUUCGGUCAUGACUGGGUUACAUCUGCUCACUUUGGCUGUUACCAUCUUGCCAAACCCUCGUGGAAUAAAUCUGGACUGCUUGAACAUCAUCUCCCUGUGUCUCUGUGCUGGAGGGCCCCAAGGAAAGCCACUUCGGUGGCCUGUGGCAGGCGUGUUUGCCACAAUUACAUUACAGGCAUUUGGCAGACGCUCUUUCCGGUUUGUUUGGCCCAUUGGCAGCACUUCAAAUGGGAAUCCUAAAAUCCUUUACAAACUUAAAAAAAAAAAAAAAAAAAACACUUAAUGUAGAUGUCUUCAAGCCAUGAUGUGGAGUAUGCAAACCCUGGAAUAAAGGAACAACCCACAGAUUACCCUCGCACAGGACAGAAGACAAGAAAAAAGAAAGAAUAGAUGAGACAGUCCAUGGUCCAUUUGUAUUGAGAUUAUAAGAUGUCCAGCUCUUUCUCAACAGCCAAUGGAGUGGUGGUCGUUACCCAGGUGUACCCACGGGAAUUUGGCACUGCUGUAACCACUCCCUGCACUAUCCCCAAAGCUUCCUCUGUGCUGGACAAGUUUCUGAAAGUCGAGCCUAAGGCACUUGGGACUGUACAAAUAAUGAUCGGUGUGGUGGAGAUAUUAUUUGGCAUCAGCAUGCAUGUAUACAUUUCCAUAUAUGGUGACUUAAAGGCUACCAUUACUGGGAUCACUUUCUGGGGAGCACUUAUUUACAUUUCCUCAGGAGCUCUGAGUGUUGCCGCUAACAACAAACUCAACAAAUGCCUGGUUAAAGGAGCACUUGGUAUUAACAUCUUUAGCACCAUUACUUCUGGCAUUGCUAUCAUCCUUAACUGCCUGGACAUUGCUAUUGAAAGAAGUUAUUACUACAGCAAUGUUUACUUCAACUUCUCACAUUGCAUAUGUGAGCCUACAUUUCAGAUCGAGUCACAUUGGAUGACAGGAGUGCUGUUAGUGUUCUCCAUCCUGGAGUUUAUCAUCUCCAUCUGUGUGUCAGCAUUCGCCUGUGGGGCAGUGUGUGACUGUACCCCUGAGGAAGUCGUAAUCAUGCAACAUCCAAGCACUGAAGGCAAUACUGCCCCACCAGAAAAUCUACAGCUGUCCAUUUCAACACAACCAUAUGAGGCAUAUGAGACAAUAUCCCCCAGCAUGGCUCAAAACCAGCCUGAUGUCUUCAUCAAGAGUCAACAGAAUCCUCUGGAAUAUGUCACAGUCCCCCCAUGAGACAAAGAUCAGAUUGAGUACUGUUAUCAAUAGACAUGUUCAUAUGGUUCGUCUUUUCACAAAACUUUAUUAGUGUUGAGUUGCCUAUACUCUAGAUAUCCUGUAUCCCCAAUACUUUAAUCACUGAUAUUGCAUAUAUUUUUUCAAAAAAGGAAUAUGCAAUUAGACAGUUUUUGAUCAGAAUCAUGUGCAUUACAAAAUAUCUUAUAAACAAAGCAGCACUCCCGUAUAAAUCAAGAACACCCAGUAAGUUCUACGUUAUGAAUGAAUGGCUUGAGCCACUAAAGAAAUAUAUGAUUAAUUCAAAUGACAUACAUGCAGGGUCAAUAUGAUUUUCUACCUUCCAUACCUUUACAAUGUAAAUCUUGCUAUAUUAUGCACAAAUCUCCAGCAGGUCCAAUGAUACCAUUUCCUUGCAUGUUUAUGUUUACUCAUAGAAUCAGACUGGGAGACUUUAUUGUCAGCAUUUAUUGUGUCGAGACAGACUUGAUCCCUUUACAGAUAUGAACUGGGGAAUCAGUGGUGGAGUAAGUGGAAAAAUAGUUUCUUUGUUAUUCUGUAGCUACUGUAUUUCCUGAUUUAAUCAUUAUAGUGUGGUAUUCAUCUUUAGAGUAGAUAUUAACUAACUUUUGUGGCUUCAUUCUGUUCCUUUAUGUUUUGGCAAACAAAACAGGCAUUGAGGCCCAACUUGUAUUUCCUACCAGCAAUGUUUUAAUCAUAAUGUUGAGCUGUGCAUCUUUAGAGUACAUAUUAACUAACUUUUAUGGCUUCAUUAUGUUCCUUUUUUGUUUGUUCUGCCUUUUCCUUACUAAACCUAAACAAUAAAACCUGUGUUGGAUUAAUAAGGACCUUGUGCUACAUGCAUGAGGUGCUUUUAAACAAGCCUCACCUGUUUAAGAGCAGAUCUACUCAUAGUGAUUCUGUAAAUACUGAUCCCGCUAACACAGAGACUUUACUUACAAGUGUGACAACAAAGAAUCUCCUUAGCAGUUUUCCACUGUGAGGCAAAAUUCGCCUGGAGUUCUGCAGUACCUGUACAAAGUUCAGGAAUAGAGAAAUCUAACGCACUUUGCAUUUCUCUCUUGAAUCAGCUUAUGGAAACCAGUGACUGUUUUUUUUUUAUAGCUGCUUAAUAAUAUACUGUACUACCUAUACUAAUAAUAAUUGAUGACUACUCUAUUCUUUUUUUAGAUUCUUAUUCUUAUUAUUGUUUUGCUCCAAUUUAUCAACACAAGAAUGUGUGUUGCAUUUAAAGCCUUGAUCUAUUUUCCAUAAGGGAAUAAAAUCACUUUCACUGCA
Messenger RNA from Anguilla rostrata (American eel), 2911 nucleotides. RefSeq lists its product as uncharacterized. Lineage: Eukaryota; Metazoa; Chordata; Actinopteri; Anguilliformes; Anguillidae. The record is from RefSeq and is a predicted model, not a curated record. The transcript has 9 exons. Bases 824 to 1612 code for a protein of 262 amino acids. Gene Ontology annotation, cellular component: membrane.